Molecule: messenger RNA, 1371 nt
Organism: Aspergillus caelatus
Lineage: Eukaryota; Fungi; Ascomycota; Eurotiomycetes; Eurotiales; Aspergillaceae
Exons: 2
Coding region: 1-1371 (456 amino acids)
Molecular function (GO): oxidoreductase activity
Source: RefSeq, a predicted model, not a curated record
AUGGACUUCCGAUCCGUCACUUUCUGGCGUUUUCUUUGGGCAGUUCUUUCCGUGGCACUCGUCUCCUUUGUCGGAGCAAUCAACGAGCAGGACUUUGCACCUGAUGAUAUCAUCAUCCGAGAUGUCUGUAUCCUUGGCGGCGGGUCCACAGGCACAUACGCAGCCAUCAGUUUGAAGGACAGAGCGAAGAGCGUGGUAGUUGUCGAGCGAAAUAAGGUUCUAGGCGGUCACACUGAGACGCUCUACCUACACAACAAUCAGUACAUUGACUACGGGGUGGUGGGGGUGUUCAACGACGAGCUAAGUCGAAAUUAUCUGAAGCGUUUGGGAGUAGACCACAAACCACUUCUGCCAAGCACUCAGACCACCAAGUAUAUCGACUUCAGGACCGGGAAGAAAGCUGCAGAAACGUACCGUGGAGCUAUCGAAAAGUUUAGCUAUUUAAAGGAUGGACUGUACAGCCUGCCGGACCCCGUUCCCGAGGAGCUUCUGCAGCCUUUUGGUAAUUUUGUGGAGAAGACAGGUAUUGAGGGUGUGCUCCAAUUCGUUAUGACAUUCGCCCAUGGUGCCGGAGACCUCCUCCAAACCCCACUCCUUCUUGUCCUCCAGCUCUGUGGUAUUCCACAGAUUGACUCGCUCUUUCAUGGCGGUUACAUGACGCCCAAGGAUGGCAUGUAUGAGGUAUACAAGAGGGCCUCGAAAAUCCUCGGGUCCGAUGUCCUCUACAAGUCUAGUGUGAUCGAAACUGAACGAUCAGGCUCUGGUAUCAAGGUCGUGGUCCGAGAUGCAAACGGCGCCCGGAAGCUUAUAAAAGCCAAACAGCUUCUCAUCACGUUCGUCCCCACCCUAAAAUCUCUAAAGAGAUUCGACCUUACCACAACAGAAUCCUCAUUAUUCCAGAAAUGGGACUGGGUCAACUACUAUGUGGCUGUCGUGAACAACACAGGAAUCCCAAACACCAUGACGCUUGUCAACGCUGACCCCGAUAACAGCCCUGGCAGUCUCCCGCUCCCGCCUUUCGAGUUAGAACUGCAAUACGCCGGUGCAGACGGAUACUUUGUUAGUAAAAUCGUCGGUAACAGGACUUUGACCGCGCUUAAAGCGAAGGACCUUGUACUUUCUGAUAUUCGCCGGAUGGGAACAGCAGGGACGUUUCCGGGCGGUGAUCCCGAGAUUGUUGUGUUUGGUGACCAUACGCCAACGACAGUGUCGGUUUCCAAUGUUGACAUUCGAGAUGGGUUCUAUAGGAAGUUGUAUGCGCUCCAGGGUACUAAGAAUACGUUCUAUACUGGGUUGGCCUUUUGCUCGGAUUAUUCGUCUUUGUUAUGGGCGUAUACUGAGACUGUUAUUCGGGAGAUGAUGUCUUCGUGA